Messenger RNA from Cyprinus carpio (common carp), 633 nucleotides. RefSeq names its product beta-crystallin B2-like. Gene Ontology annotation, molecular function: structural constituent of eye lens. The record is from RefSeq and is a predicted model, not a curated record. NCBI's taxonomy places the organism in Eukaryota, Metazoa, Chordata, Actinopteri, Cypriniformes, Cyprinidae. The coding region runs from base 1 to 501 and encodes 166 amino acids. Gene Ontology annotation, biological process: lens development in camera-type eye; visual perception. The transcript is spliced from 5 exons.
AUGAGAGGCGGCGACGUGGCGGAACGUGGGGCUCAAAUACUGGUGCUGUGUGGAACGUGGGUGGGAUAUGAGCAGCCCGGCUGUAAGGGGGAACAGUAUGUGUUUGAGAAGGGUGAGUAUCCUCGCUGGGACGCCUGGACCAACAGCAGACGCAGUGACUGCAUCGUCGCCUUCCGCCCCAUCAAAGUGGACAGCCAGGAACACAAGAUCGUACUCUAUGAGAACCCAAGCUUCGCUGGGAAGAAGAUUGAGAUCACAGAUGAUGAUGUUCCCAGCUUCCACGCUCAUGGAUACCAUGAGAAAGUCUCUUCAGUUCGUGUGCAGAGUGGCACCUGGGUGGCCUAUCAUUACCCAGGAUAUAGAGGCUACCAGUACUUGUUUGAGAAAGGAGAAUUUAAGGAUUGUGCUGAGUUUGGGGCCGUGCUGCCUCAGAUCCAGUCCGUGAGGCGCAUCCGUGACAUGCAGUAUCACCCAAGAGGGGCCUUCCAACCCUCCACCUGAGUUCCCAGCACUUCUCCUCAAACCCUAAAGAUUUCCUUACUCUUCACCUCUGAAUGCUUAUCUUUGACUCUUUCAGUUGCGUCAGUGAUUCUGUUUGCUACUGCUGAGAAAUAAAUAAGUGAUUUUGCGUUA